Messenger RNA from Rotaria sp. Silwood2, 399 nucleotides. NCBI's taxonomy places the organism in Eukaryota, Metazoa, Rotifera, Eurotatoria, Philodinida, Philodinidae. The record is from the annotation of a GenBank genome assembly.
AUGGCCCAUCUUUCUGACCGAGAAGUUUUUAAAAAGACAAUUUAUGCAGAAGCUAGAGGCGAAUGUCUUGAAGGACAACAAUGGGUUGCUUGGGUUAUAAAGAACAGAACACGUAUGAGCAGAUCUUAUUGGGGAGGAAAUUCAAUUAAAAAUGUUUGUUUACAAGCUGGUCAGUUCGAAUGUUGGAACGGCAGAUCUGAUAUUGAAAUUCAUGAACCACAAGCAUAUGAAGAAAUCUCUCGAUGGGCAGAUGAGAUUUUUGAUGCAGACAGCAGUCAGGAUCCAACUGGUGGAGCAGAUCAUUAUAAUAAUCCAGACAAAGAAGGUUACCCAUCUUGGACACAAAACUGCGAACGAGUGCGUAAAAUUGGAAAUCAUCAAUUUUACAAAGGUAGAUGA